AAAAACUUUGCUUUGUGAAAAGUCGUCGAGAUUCAACUAUGGAGAAAUGGGAAGGACGGGUUGCCUUGGUGACUGGAGCCUCAAUGGGAUCAGGGAGGAGCAUUGCCAAACUUCUGGCCUCACAUGGGAUGCGCGUGGCGGCAUGCGCCCGGAGCCUGGAUAAACUACAGACCCUCGCAAAAGAGUGUAUGUCACUACCUGGUUGUGUUAUUCCCAUUAAAUGUGAUCUGAGAGAUCGUGAGAGCAUAGAGACGAUGUUCUGUAAAAUUAAAGAGAAAAUGAUGGGAGUGGACGUCUGCAUCAAUAACGCCGGCCUCGCUUUGGAUGCACCAAUCAUUGACGGGAAUUACGACGACUGGGAGGAAAUGUGGCAAGUAAACGUGAUGGCAGUUUGUAUUUGUUCUCAUCUUUCCAUUAAAUCAAUGUUAGAUCGUGGAAUCGACGACGGACAUAUCAUUAAUAUUAACAGUUUGUCUGGACACAGAGUUGGCAAGGCACACUUUUACUCCGCUACAAAAUAUGCAGUAACGGCACUGACUGAGGGAAUUCGAUGGGAGUUAAGGGGAGUGAACUCUCACAUUAAAAUCACGAGCAUCAGUCCUGGUUUGGUACAAACUAACUUUGCCUACAACUUAAUGGGGAAGGAGGGAGGAGACGAGUGUUAUAACUCAAGACAAGCUCUGAAGCCGGAGGACAUGGCGAAAUCCGUGGAAUUUGUUCUGGCUACACCCCCACAUGUUCAGGUCAGUGAAAUGAUGAUUCGACCAACGGAGCAAGUAGUAUGAAUGUCAAGGACAAUAACUCUGUAUGACCUCCCAUACAGAAAAAUACCUGUACCUCUCACAGCAAAUUAAAAGUCAUUUAAAUUA
Molecule: messenger RNA, 869 nt
Organism: Saccostrea echinata
Lineage: Eukaryota; Metazoa; Mollusca; Bivalvia; Ostreida; Ostreidae
Product: dehydrogenase/reductase SDR family member 11-like
Exons: 7
Coding region: 39-785 (248 amino acids)
Molecular function (GO): oxidoreductase activity
Source: RefSeq, a predicted model, not a curated record